Messenger RNA from Nannospalax galili (Upper Galilee mountains blind mole rat), 6639 nucleotides. RefSeq names its product pyruvate dehydrogenase kinase 3 (gene Pdk3). The transcript has 12 exons. Gene Ontology annotation, biological process: regulation of glucose metabolic process; protein phosphorylation. Bases 238 to 1485 code for a protein of 415 amino acids. NCBI's taxonomy places the organism in Eukaryota, Metazoa, Chordata, Mammalia, Rodentia, Spalacidae. Gene Ontology annotation, molecular function: pyruvate dehydrogenase (acetyl-transferring) kinase activity. The record is from RefSeq and is a predicted model, not a curated record. Gene Ontology annotation, cellular component: mitochondrion.
CCUCUCCUGGGCGGGGCCCAAGGAGCCGCGGGGAGCGCGGCCCGUGAGGUAGCUUCUGCCAGUGCUUCUGGUGCUGGUGCUGCGGCUCCAGCGGCUGUGCUCGUGGCGCUGAGGCCGAGACCGUAGCUAAGGUAAAACUCUGCCGACGACGCACCGUCUCUUCCGCCGCUCGGCUGCGCCGGCCUCAGCGGCGGUCCGGGACGUCUUGGCGCAGAUUUGCGCACUGCCGGGGUGAGGAUGCGGCUCUUCUACUGGCUGCUCAAGCAUACGGUCCCCAAACAGAUAGAGCGCUACUCGCUCUUCUCGCCAUCGCCCCUCUCCAUCAAACAGUUCCUGGACUUUGGAAGAGAUAAUGCAUGUGAGAAAACUUCAUACAUGUUUCUACGAAAGGAACUUCCUGUGCGACUGGCUAACACAAUGAGAGAAGUUAAUCUUUUGCCAGAUAAUUUGCUGAGCCGCCCUUCAGUGGGGUUGGUUCAGAGUUGGUACAUGCAGAGUUUUCUUGAACUUUUAGAAUUUGAAAAUAAGAGCCCUGAGGAUCCACAGAUCUUGGAUAACUUUCUACAAGUUCUGAUUAAUAUUAGAAAUAGACACAAUGAUGUGGUUCCUACAAUGGCUCAAGGAGUGAUUGAGUACAAGGAGAAGUUUGGGUUUGAUCCCUCCAUUAGCAGUAACAUCCAAUAUUUCCUGGAUCGGUUUUAUACCAACCGCAUUUCUUUCCGCAUGCUUAUUAACCAGCACACACUUCUGUUUGGUGGUGACCCUAAUCCUGCUCAUCCUAAACACAUAGGGAGUAUCGAUCCCACCUGUAAUGUGGCUGAUGUGGUGAAAGAUGCAUAUGAAACAGCCAAGAUGCUCUGCGAACAGUAUUACCAGGUAGCUCCAGAGCUGGAAGUCGAAGAAUUCAAUGCCAAAGCACCAAACAAACCUAUUCAGGUAGUUUAUGUGCCUUCACAUCUGUUUCACAUGCUAUUUGAGUUGUUCAAGAAUUCAAUGAGAGCGACAGUUGAACUAUAUGAAGAUAGAAAAGAGAAAUACCCAGCUGUUAAAACGCUUGUUACUUUGGGCAAAGAAGACUUGUCCAUUAAGAUAAGUGACCUAGGUGGUGGAGUCCCACUUCGAAAAAUAGACCGUCUUUUUAACUACAUGUACUCGACUGCACCUCGACCCAGCCUGGAGCCUACAAGGGCUGCCCCCUUGGCUGGAUUUGGUUAUGGCUUGCCAAUUUCUCGACUAUAUGCCAGAUAUUUUCAGGGAGACCUCAAACUGUAUUCCAUGGAAGGAGUUGGCACCGACGCUGUCAUUUAUCUGAAGGCUCUUUCAAGUGAAUCAUUUGAGCGGCUGCCAGUUUUCAAUAAGUCUGCAUGGCGCCAUUACAAGACCACUCCUGAAGCUGAUGACUGGAGCAACCCCAGCAGUGAACCAAGGGAUGCAUCAAAAUACAAGGCUAAACAGGACAAGAUCAAGACUAAUAGAACUUUCUAGAAAACUGAGUGCUGUGGUCCUCUCUGAAGAAAGAUUAUCUUCUGCAAGUCAACCAGAGACCUUUCUUCUACCAACUCUUAAAUGUGGCACUAUAGUUAUUCCUAAUGCUUGAAUGGGUUAUUUCCUCGACAUUUCCAUGGAGCCCUUCCUGUAGUUCCUCCAGUCUGCUCUUGCACUAAAAUAGCAGCUUGGGUAAUUUUUCAUUGUAUCUUGCUGUGGCAUCAUUGCGCCUGUCAGAAAAGAACACAAAGCUUCCUUAGAGCUCUCAUGCCCAUAGGCUCUAUCUUGUUAUUAGGAGUUUAGUGUCUGAAGUCUUCCCAAGGUUCUGAGCUCCUUCCUUCUUCAUUCUAGAUACAGCAGAUCCUAUUGUUGCUGCUCGUGACCAAAUACCAGGAUAUAUUCCGACCCUCCGGCUAGGGUGUGGGGAGUCUGGGAGUGAUAGGCAUCAGUGGAACACAUCUUGAAAAUUAAGUCCCAUGGCUUUUCUCUCCCCUGUGCAUCCCUCCUCCACUCUCUGAUUUAGACUUUGGCUGCCUUCCAUCUGGAUAUAUUCUCAUUUUGAGGUGUGGUACUUUCAUGUUAGAUCUUACUCAUCUGUAUUGAUUUUUUUUUUAAAUUCAUUUGUAUACUUUCAUUCCAUUGAUUAAAGCGAUCCAAAAGUUGUCUUGGAAAUUCUCACUUAACAAGUUGGUUUCAAAACUUUUAAGUGAAAAACUGCCUUCUUGUCAAUAUCAAGUUUAUAAAGAGUGGGAAGUGUAGAUUUAUGCUUCCAUAAAAUUUCACCAAUCUAACACUUCCUUUGUCAUAUGGCAUUCCUUUGCACUCAUCUUAGGAAUUAGAACUUCCUGUGUGAUGCACUUUACUCAUUGUAAAAUAGACUGCCAGAAGGGAAUAUUCUUUCUAAUUUAUUUUGGAAAAUGUUAUAGGUCUCCAUAAUUUUCAUUCUUAAUUUUAGCUAGCAUUAGAACUAUCCACUCAAUCUGAUUUUCAUAAACCUUUUUGCCAAAAGUUGGAAGUAAGAAUUAGAGAGGACUUUGGGUAAGGGAAGAGAAAUGUUAUAUUUACCUUUAAUAAUAGAAGCUAUCAGAGUCCAAUAUCUGAUCUAACACCACAGGAUAUUUUUCUUCACUACAAUUUUUCAUAUAAAUCAUCCACCUUCACUUCUGUCUUCUUUUGCUAUCCAGUUUUUCAGUAUUGAAUCCACUGAUUUAGAAGUUUUAGUUUGUAGCCAGGCGAGGUGGUACACGCUUGUAAUCCCAGUACUGUAGAUGUUGAGGUGGGAGAACCUCACCGGGGCUAUGUACCAAGACUCUGUCUCAAAAAAGUUUAGCUUGUAAAAUAUUCCUCGUUCUUUAGUCACACUAUUUCUAUAGUGUAGUUUUCCUCACAGCUACCACAGUGAAGGCUUUUUCCCUAGGAAAUUUGCUCUGACAAGCUGUACUUGGCUCGAUUGCAACUCUGCCUCUCUUAGUUACAGGGUGUCUGAUUUUCUUCGAUUUCCCUAUAUUACCUGAGCUCCUGGUGGCUUCUUUUAUCUUUAGAAAAACCUCAUUACAGAAGUCACAUAUAAUGGAUAAAAAGAAAUUUUGAUGUACUUCCAAGAGGUUAGUGAGAGAGGCUUAUUGGUUUGAGGUCCAAGGCAGUGCCUUGAGGGUUGAGAUAUUCCAUAUGAUUGUUUUCUUCUGAUGGAAAAGCUGUAAAAAUGAUGGUCCUUUAUUUUCAAAGAUCCCAGUUUCCUUAUAAGCUUCAGAUAGUAUGUUGCUAUCUUUCUAGGUUUCAAUCUCCAAUCAUCUUUACACUUUCAAGUGCAUUAGACUGUAAGAGAAGGAGUCAACAGAUUCUGGUUGUGGUACUUUAUUGCCUUGAAUGAACACUGCUUUUAUUGUUUGAGGGUCCCCCAUUGAUUCCCAUGCACCCAUAACAAAUACUACAUAAGGGUUGGUUAUGGUGUAGAAAAAUUUUGUAACAGCCUUUGCAAGUCUUUUUUCAAAGGGAAUGCUUUCUUUCCAUGUUUUAAUGAUUUAAUCCAUAGUCCUUUAUAAUCCUUUUUUGGGUUUGCUGGUGUCCUCUGAGUCUGGUACAUUCUAACUGCUCCUUCCUGUCUUUGUUUCCAUCAUCAAGACUAGUAGUUCUCUUCUAAAGCAACUGUAAGAAGAGUUUCAGGAACGUCUUGAAUUCCCAAAGUUUACUCUCCCCGUUUCUGUCUCCUUUCUGCUGACUGUGCAUAAUCCUCUGAACUCAAGUACAUUUCUCUGGCUUUUCUUUGAGUUUCCACAUACCAGGUUAUGAUAUAAGUCAAAAUUGACCCUUUUCAGCUGAAUCCUUCUCAAUUUCUCUGAAAUGCCCUCUCAUUUACUUUGUUGUAACAUUGGGAGCCACGUAUACUAUUUGAAACUGUGCUUGGCGCAUAGUAGGUACUCAAUACAUAUUUGUCGUGUCAAGGAUAAAUAUGGCUUUAAAAUAUGGAGAAGUGACAGGGGCUAGAGUUGGAUCCAUAGCAGCCAUCUGGCUCUUUGUCUCUCAAUAUCUGAUUUGGAUCCAUAAUCCAGGGCUUCUUUUAUCUAGUGACAUGGUUUUACAGCCUUCCUAGAGAGCCCAAAGAACUUACACAUUCAGCAUCCCAUGUGAUCCUUACAAUUCCAAGAGGUGGACUAUGCAAACUAUCUCUUUCUUCUCAAGUGAGUUCCAAAGUACAGUGACUUGCCAAGAAGGCAUGGCAAGUGACCAGCGGCACCAAAGCCAGUGCUUGGGUCUUCUUGUUCCUGAGCCAAUUCUCUGAACAAUAUGCCAGGUGAUUAACAUUAUCCCUUUAGAGGAGUUUCUGGGACAUGUUAGUCCUCAAGGAUAAGCUGUAAACCAAAAAUUUUCUAUAAUGUAAGAUCAUUUCACUCAGGAAAAGUUUUCUUUCAUGUAUGUCCUUUCUGGCAUAGUCAGAGGAGACAAGCAGAUUGGGCAGCUUUUAAGAGUACAGAAUAGGUCGUGACUAGAGUUUGUUUGACUGAGAUCAGUGCUCUCUGCCCGCCUUUUUGCACAAAGACCACAUUUGAGAGUUUAUUUCAUGUUUUGCUAGACUGCAUUACAGCUUCAAUUAGAUUCUCUUGCACAUUCUUUUUAUUGCUAUUGCGUAAGUAAUAACUUGGCUGGCUAUCAGAAUCUUGGAGCACCUUUCCCCCAGAUUCUUUAGGUACAUUAUUUUACUGUCUAUAUCUGCUGGUGCUUAGAAGUCUUUGAGUCCAGAUGGAUUUUCCUUCCCAUUUCCUGCCUGCUUACCUUGGUUACAAUUUUCAUUUGUUUCUCCUUGAAAUUACGUCAUUACAUGUGAGUAUAUGUUAGGACUGGUAGUUGUCUGGUAGCUUUUCCUGGUACACAGUGAGACAUUUCAGACCUUACUGCAUUUUGUAUUAUUUUAUACUGUUACACUGUUCUAUAAAAACUUGUUCCUCUAUCGACUCUGUGUCAUCCAUCUUUCAUCCAUCCAUCUUCAUAUCUUCAUUUUGGUAGCUUUUACUUCCUUGUCUUCCUUAGUACCGUGUGAUUUUUUUUUCUCAAGGCUUGCUCUCCAUUUCACUGGCUCUUUUCCCUAGUUUUUCCUAGGCCUUGUGGCUUGCAAUGUGACUUUUGCUUCUGUCUAUGAAAAUUUUAUUUUUCAUUUACUUCUCUUGGCUCAUUGUGUUAUCCUCUUUGACUCCUUAUUCUCUUUCUUUGAGGACUAAAUUUGAUCUAAAUUUUUCAUAGUUUCUGAAAUCAUUCUUUUUCCAGAACAUACUUAUGUGUCUUUUGUUUUAUCUGUCAGGCAUGCCCCUGGAGUUCAUGGUAUGGGGCUGUGGCUUUUAUUAGUUUUGUUAUAAAUAGCUUUUUGCUCAGUUUUUGGACAUGUGUGCUGGGGAGGGGUAGUGCACUUAUAUAAACAUACAUUUACCCUGCCAUCUUUCCCAGUGCUCCAGGUGCUUAAACAUUGACUUUGAAGAUAACGUCCUUCAUAAGCUAUAUGUUAGUAAACAGAAGGAACCAAUAUUGCCAGCAGGAAAGACCAUUAACAGCUUAAUCGAUACAGGAUUUUGUUUGGUGUUCUGUGUGGAAAGAUAAGUUUUAACUCAAGUUCCUGUCAUAGUGAUUAGAGAUAUCAGUACCUUCUGGUUUGAAAAUAGGGGACAUAUGAAAUUUUAAUGAACUUGAGAAGUUAUCAGCCAUUGACAGUGAUUAAUUGGUUAAUUAAAAAUGAGAGUAUUUCAAACUCAUGCAUAAUGUGCGUUAUGAAGAGACAUAGAAGCUCACUUUAUUAACAGAUUGUAAACAGUCUCACUGAGAGUGAUAACCAUUCUGAGCUUUACUGUGGCACAUGUUUCUUUUCAACCUUUCUUUUCAAUCAACCAUUCUUAAAUGUGGUUCAUUAAGAAAUAAAAAAUUAUGUGUUGGCUAUGGUGGUUUACAACUGCAGUCCCAGCAGGAGAUGGGGGAGGAGUACGUGUGAGGCCAGCCUAAGCUACAUAAUGAGACCCUGUGUGAAAGAAAAGUGAAGGAGAGGAAGAGAAGGAAGAAAGGGGAAGAGGGGAAGGAGGAUGGCUGGAAAGCAUGACACCUUCAUCAUGCCUUAUUUUGGUCUGUAGGACUGAAGCUUUCUUCCCUCAGUGGCCAGGGCAUUCUAAUAUCCAGUAUCGACCUUUUAUCACCCUCAAAACUUCCAUACCAGGAUCAAGGCGUGCAAUGAUAGCCUUGCUCCUUCCCCCAGCUCCACUUAAGGCAGGGCCUGCCUGUAACGCUGGUCUUUACCCUAAGCCGUACUGGUGUGAAAUUGACAGAUGAACAUAGGCAUCCUCAUGUAAAGGAAACUGCUGAAAAUGACAGUGCCAGACAGAGAAAUGAUAUCUGGGCUUCCAUUUCAGUAAUGUACAGUGUCUGCAACAUGCUAGAAACUGUUCUCAGUGCAGACUGAUGAUCAAAGCAGAGAAGUCCCUGCAUCAUGAGCUCAUGUUCUAAUAGGACUAGAUAAUUUUACAGUUCACUUGGGAAAUGACUGUUAGAGAAAGUGAAGCAGGGGAAGUUUCGUCAGGGACAGAUGUGUUCCUCAGGAGGAGGAUUAAAGUUUCCUAUGUUAUUUCUUUUGAAUCACUCUGAAUUUUUGAGUGCCUUCUGUAAUUGGCUCUUUACUGGACU